Messenger RNA from Drosophila persimilis, 1425 nucleotides. RefSeq names its product thiamine transporter 2. Gene Ontology annotation, biological process: vitamin transport; transmembrane transport. The record is from RefSeq and is a predicted model, not a curated record. Bases 72 to 1424 code for a protein of 450 amino acids. The transcript has 5 exons. Lineage: Eukaryota; Metazoa; Arthropoda; Insecta; Diptera; Drosophilidae. Gene Ontology annotation, molecular function: vitamin transmembrane transporter activity. Gene Ontology annotation, cellular component: plasma membrane.
GCGGCGUUCCAGCAUUAUCGCUGGAUUGCAGUGAAUAUCGCGAUUAGAUUCGCAUUGGCAGCCGCAGCGGGAUGGAGUCGUGGCUGAAGAUAUCGUGGGUAUUAUGCAUAUUCGGUUUCCUGCGCGAGAUCCGUCCCUCGGAGCCUUAUCACGCUGAGAUAUUGAUGAGUGACUGGUAUCAUGUCACCCAGGAAGAGAUCAAUCGUUCCGUCUAUCCCGUGGGCACCUACUCCUAUCUGGCUCUACAAAUCUUUGUGUUCCUCAUCACAGACUUUCUCAGAUACAAGCCUGUAAUCAUUGCCAAUGCUCUGACGGGCAUCUUAGUCUGGAGUACGCUGCUUUGGACCACAACGCUGACGGGGCUGCAGGUGGUUGAAGUUUUCUACGGCUUCUACCAGGCGGCAGAAGUGGCCUACUAUGCUUACAUCUAUGCAAAGGUCGAUAAAAAGUAUUAUCCGCUUGUGACCUCCUACACCCGGUCGGCCAUGUUCGUGGGAAAGUUGGUGGGUGGUCUCCUGGCGCAGCUCAUGAUUGGCAUGCAUUGGAUGGUCUACCGACAGCUCUACAUCAUCAGCAUUACAAGUCAAGUGUUGGCGCUGUUUUGGUCGUUCGGUUUGCCAAAGGUCGAAAAGAGCCUGUAUUUCCAUAGCCAAUCUGGAGCUGGGAAAGAUGACACAAAGUCCGAUGCAGCAGUCAUUGAGAAUGGAUCACAAAAGCCAGAGGAAACGGUGGAAAAGCCUUCACCUGCCACGAAGCAAAGCUUCCAUGCUUUUCAGCUACUGUGGACUCACUUCCACAGCGCCUACACAAAUCCCACGGUCCUGCAGUGGAGCCUAUGGUAUGCCAUGAUACUGGCAGGCUUUCUCCAAAUAAGCACCUACAUGCAGGUGGUGUGGAAGUCCUACGAUGAGCCAACUAUUGCAUGGAAUGGAGCCGUGGACGCUGCUUUGACGGCCCUUAGUGCUGUCUUCUCACUGCUCGCGGGCUACUUUCCUGCGAGUCGCCUGAAGACGCGCACCAGCUUUCUGACCAUAGCUGUGCUGUCGGUACUGCAGGGUGGCUGUAUACUGCUGUCAUCAUGGACCAGCAAUAUAUACUACUCCUAUUUGGGCUAUGUGCUCUUCGGCGGUUUAUUUGCUUUUACCAUAACGGUGGCCAGCUCUGAGCUGGCUAGCAGCCUGGUGGAGGACAGCUUUGCCUUGGUCUUUGGCUUCAACACUUUUAUUGCGCUCCUCUUGCAAUGCAUCCUGACAUUUGUGGUUGUUUCGGAAAAUGUCAAUCUCAAUUUGAACGUAUUUGAACAGUUUACCGUUUAUGCCUUCUAUUUUAUGGUAAUUGCCAUUGUUUACUUCACAGUUGUUGUAUUGCAGUGCGUUUGGUCUGGCGUGAAAGGCCCGAAAACAAAUAAAGAGGUCGUAAAUUGAU